This is a messenger RNA of Fulvia fulva, 369 nucleotides long. RefSeq lists its product as uncharacterized. The transcript has a single exon. The coding region runs from base 1 to 369 and encodes 122 amino acids. NCBI's taxonomy places the organism in Eukaryota, Fungi, Ascomycota, Dothideomycetes, Mycosphaerellales, Mycosphaerellaceae. The record is from RefSeq and is a predicted model, not a curated record.
AUGCCGUUCCCAUUCUUCAACCUACCGCAAGAGCUGCGCGAUGAAGUUUACGAGCGCCUCAUCUCAGAAGCGCAGUACCCAAACCACCCUCGUCAUCCUUUCCAAGAUGUGGACAUGGCAAUCCGCGGUGCCUUGGUGCUGAAGCUACUGCUGGUCAGCAGACGCUUCGCGCAGGAGUAUCAGCAGUGCCAAAAGAGUCAUGGUGUGCUCAUGAUCGACGCCAUCAAGGUGCGGAGUCGUCCAGCUUCGAAAGAUAUUGUAUACUCGGCAGAGACGCCGCCCAAUGGAAAUUGGGUUCGUGCGAAGGACCAUUUCGGCUUGAAGUUGAUCGGCGACUGGCGUAGAGGAGAUGGGUGGAAAGCGGUGUGA